Molecule: messenger RNA, 925 nt
Organism: Cheilinus undulatus (humphead wrasse)
Lineage: Eukaryota; Metazoa; Chordata; Actinopteri; Labriformes; Labridae
Exons: 2
Coding region: 1-885 (294 amino acids)
Biological process (GO): signal transduction
Source: RefSeq, a predicted model, not a curated record
AUGUCAAGUGAAAAACCUGAAAUCACUGUUUUGACUCCUCCUCUUCUCCAUCUGCCAGACCAAUCAGAGGCCGUCCUGCUCUCGAUGCAGAAAAGCCGCCGCCUCGUCUUUGUCCUCAGUCCGAACUUCCUGGCAGAGAAGAGUUUCAGCCUGCUGGAGUGUCGUCUGGGUCUGUACCUCCAACACAGCCUGCAGGCCUCCAUCAUCACCGUGGUCUACCGCUCCGUCAGUAAACUGCCUUGUGUGGAAGUCGCCCAGCUACGACAUGCCGCCAACACUUCCAUCACGUGGCGAGGAAGUCAAUCUGAAGCCCCACGCUCCCGUUUCUGGCUGAGGUUGAGGCUGGCGCUGCCCGUACGGCCACUCGCUCUGGGCCGGAGGUUGAUUGACAGCACGUCAUCUCACUCUGACCUCGCCGCUCUGGCGCUGCAGAGAGUGCACAGGAUCCAGAUCCACAACCAUGGAAGUGAAGCUAAUCAUAGCCACAGAAAUAGGAGAGCUUCAGCCAAUCAGAGCCGCAGAGACAGGCAGGCCAUGCCCAGAGGUAGGGGUCGGAUGAAGAGGAGCACAUGCAGGGAGGACGGGUCCCAGCACAGCAGGAGGUGUUCAGGAUGUACCGUGUUAGCAGGACAGGUAGAGGACAGAGGGGUGCCACCUACCGUGGAAGCUGAGAUGCAGCAGAUGUCACAUGGCUGCACUGCCAUCCAAUCAGAUCCUGUCCCUGAGACACAACCCCAUCCACCUUCAGACUCCACCGUGGACCCAGUCCCAACACCUGACCCAGGCCUUGACUUCACCGCCUCUACCUGCCCACAGAACGAUGACAUCAUAAAAUGCACAGAACAGCAGCAAGUGAUUGGUUUAAAAACCUCAGAGGAAGUAUGAUGUCAUCAGAUAGAGGAGAGGGCUUGUUCUACUAAUCCUU